Molecule: messenger RNA, 490 nt
Organism: Amphimedon queenslandica
Lineage: Eukaryota; Metazoa; Porifera; Demospongiae; Haplosclerida; Niphatidae
Exons: 3
Coding region: 44-346 (100 amino acids)
Source: RefSeq, a predicted model, not a curated record
GCAGCUUAAGGGUAACGCCCACUAUAACAUACAGCAGUGAACAAUGAGUGGCCAAUGGUCUUAUCCCGGGCAGUUCCCCCCACAGGCUCAAUGGCAGCAGGGUGGUGGUAGUGUUGGUGGUAUGGGUCAACAGCAGCAAUACAUGAUGAGGCCAGGAGGUCCGAUACAGAUGGGCGGAGCUCAAGGAAUCACCCCUGGCCUGCCUCAAGGAAUGGGCGUGGCUCAAGGAAUGCAGGGAAUGGGUGUGGCUCAACCUAGGUACCCUGGAAUGCCGUAUCAACCAGUUAAUUCAAUGACAGGUACAGUCCUCAUGAAUAGUUAUACAUACAUGUGUGUACAGUUAUGAUAAUUGUAAUUCAUACAGUGUAGCAGUGUGUACAUGUACUUGUAGUAUCCUGCCCUUUGUUAGCUGUAGUGUAGAUGCAUUACUGAUAUUGUGUGAACCUAAUGUGUUUUUAUUUAAGUUAGACUACAUUUAUUAGAGUCAAAA